This is a messenger RNA of [Torrubiella] hemipterigena, 1668 nucleotides long. The record is from the annotation of a GenBank genome assembly. Lineage: Eukaryota; Fungi; Ascomycota; Sordariomycetes; Hypocreales; Clavicipitaceae.
AUGAUUUCUACAAGGUUCUCGGCAGUUAAUUUGCCAUACAGGACAAUAGGGCCUUAUAUUACAACACGCUCAGCAAGCCUGUCCGCCAUCCAUCGCGGCCUACGACGGUCCGAACGAGCUCAACAUGGCGCACCACGACCACGCAGUCCUCCCAGUAGAUUGACGGACCGCGCCCUAGGCGGUGCCUCUUCCGAUAGGCAGCGAUCCAAACUUCGAAAGAAGCUGUCAAAAAAGGAAGAGGAGGAAGCCGACGAGGAGUCUGGUCGUCAAACCCGUCGAAAGAGAUUCACAGACCCGUCGUCCGACUUUGGCAAAGGUAGCCUGGUCUACGAAUUGAAGCACGGCGCCUUCAAAGACAGGCUAGAAACUUUCCAGAGAGAUAAGCGAGCAGAGCUCAAAUCAUACCAAGUAGACAGGCGAUCAAGCAGCAACUUUGGAUCACGAAGAAUGCAGGACUCGCGCGACAAUGGCCAGGAUAGCCACCGAGACGGCGGUGGCUGGGCAUCAAACUUUGCUUCUCGGAGAGAACGACCAGAAUAUACAGACAAAUCACCGACAAAGCGAUACCAGUCUUCUUCGACACCCCGAGAUGCCCCUAGACAACGAGACGACAUGACGUCGACUAUGCGCCAUGCUCGCCGCACCGAGAGUGCACCACCAACGACCACCAUCAAAUACUCCACAGCCGCUUCACAAUUUCUCUACGGAAAAGCUGUAGUCAAGUCUGCUCUUGAGCAGGAACGCCGCAAACUCUACCGUCUAUACGUACAAACUGGCGAGAACCGCAGCGACGACCAAACGCUCACACGACUAGCCGAGCGCAAAGGUGUCGCCAUCCAGAGGGUGCCUAGCAGCGAGCAGCACGUCAUGGACAAGAUCAGCAUGGGCCGCCCUCACAACGGCUACAUUCUUGAAGCCUCGCCUCUACCACAGCCCCCCGUUACUGGUCUAGGUGCUAUCGAGCAGUCACCAGGCCGCAACGGCUUCCACAUCUUCCUUGGCCACCAGACCAAGGAAGAGCUCGACGUGAACGGUAGCGACACCUUUGUACGACGUUCCAGUGGCAAAUUCACAUCAAAGCCAUUUGUACUUCUACUGCAUGAGAUCAUGGACCCUGGUAACCUGGGUGGCAUCCUGCGCACGGCAAGCUAUCUGGGUGUGGACGCAGUAGGCAUCACCAGCCGCAGCUCGUCAUCGCUGACACCAGUGGUGCUCAAGUCUGCAGCAGGUGCUGUGGAGGAGAUACCCAUCUUCAGGGUCGACUCGCCCCUUGCGUUUCUCGAGGCUUCCAAGCAGGCUGGUUGGCGUACGUAUGGUGCCGUGGCGCCGCCAGAAAGAAAGCUUGCGGAGCGCCACGACGGCAAGUUUGUAUCUCUGAAUGACGUGGAAGCAUCGCAACCGUUGCGAGACGCGCCGUGCAUUCUUGUUAUGGGUAACGAGGGGCAUGGCCUGCCGAAAGCUGUAAAGGUUGCGACAGACCUCGAGCUGUCAGUGCCCCGAUUUGUCACUAGCAGCUGUGUGGAUAGUUUGAAUGUGAGUGUGGCAACCGGCGUUUUAUGUCAUGCCUUUGUCCGUAGCGCCACAAGAGAUUCCAAAGCUCCUGUGCCGGAGGCUGCGGCCGAGGGAAGCAAUGAGAGUGCUCCCGAGGAGGGCGAGAAGAUGUUUUAA